This is a messenger RNA of Hyaloscypha bicolor E, 2416 nucleotides long. RefSeq lists its product as uncharacterized. The transcript is spliced from 4 exons. Bases 162 to 2330 code for a protein of 722 amino acids. The record is from RefSeq and is a predicted model, not a curated record. Lineage: Eukaryota; Fungi; Ascomycota; Leotiomycetes; Helotiales; Hyaloscyphaceae.
GGCGGGACUGGCGUUGUCGGGCGUGGUUGUGCAAUGAGGCUACGCGGGGGGUCGGCCAAUCAGGGUCACGUGCGCAAUUUCGAACGCGAUUUGUUUACGAAUGCGAAAACCCCACGUCACCUCCUGACCGUCUCCCACCAACAAUCAAUUCAGCACAAACAAUGAGGGCAAAUGUCGCGCUGUUCCUCACGAAUCUGCGGCUCCUUGACCUCGACCUUCGAGAUAGCUGGCCUGACAUCACAGCUCUGACCUUCUCUACCUCUCAGCAAAACCAAAAGAAGCGGAUCCAAUGCGUCGAAUGGGCUCUCUACCAACUGUUUGCGCUGUGUGAUCCAGAGGAAACCCGAAAUAAACUUCAACCUUUCUUCCCGCCUCUCGAACCUCUACAAUCUCUCAACCUUCGCGCAGCCCUCUUCCGAUGUCUCGACCAAGCGAAGAAGAAUGGAAUACUUGGGAGGGACACAGUACUGAGGAAGACAAUGCUGGAUGAAUGCAAAGGAGAGAGAUUGGAGGAGGUCCUCGCGGUAUUCUCGAAUGCGGUCCUGAAGAAAGUACUUCAAGGAGGCUCUAAACAACAUGAAGCUUUGGCACAGCAAUUGGCGUUUGAAAACUUCUCAUACAAGGGGGAACGUACUGUCUUAUCGGCUUUGAUCACGGCACACAAGGUGUCCUUAAGCAGGCUGUUACGGGUGAAGGACGACGCAAGAGCUAAUUACGAUGACUUCGCGGAUCUUCUCAACCUAAACGACCGACGCAUCGCACGCCGACAUGAGCAACUCAAACAAGCCAUUGAGGAGAGUGGGCCGCAAGGACAGAUUUCAGAGCGUGACGCUGCUGCGGUUCAGGAGCUAGUCCAAAGCAAUUGGUCAGGCCAGCAAGAGUGGUUGGAUACUAUCCUCUACGGGGACAGCAUAAGGGGCGGAAAUGGGCUUCUGGCAACACGGUUUGACAAGGUUUGGAGGCAUGUCGAGCAUGGUAGCAUCGGUGAAUUGGAAGAUCAGAAGCAUGUGGGUCUUCUUGAACAGCUCGAUGCACGAGUAAAGGCUCAAGAGAGUCGGUUGUCAAGAUGGCAGGAGUUUGGUAAGACGCUUUCCAAGGUUGGAGCCGCCUCUCCUACGAAACAAUCUGCGCCAGUUUUGGCAGAGCGGAAGAAAGUCGACCUGGGAUUCAACAAACACCAAGCUUUGCAAAUCGGUCGCAGUAGUCUAGUGAAGGAUAGACACCCUACCUCCACCUCGCUGGAAGAGUAUACCCGUUUGAUCGAGAACAUGCAAUCAGAGCUCGCAGAGGUUGGCAAGCCACGGGCCCAGACCAGGCGACCUCCACGUCAAAGCCUCCUUCCAGAACAGCGACAGCUCUUUCUUCCACCAUCUGCCAUUCCUGGGCAGGAAGAACUCGAAACCCAGGAGAAAGAAUGGUCGUCUGUUAGCGAGAUGGACGAACCCUCACCGGGCUCUCUCGGUUACGCUACCAAGUCCACGUCUCGCACCCCCCCUUUAGAGGCUCCGCCGAAAGCGUCGCGACCCGAACGAGAUCUUGCAUCCAAGAAGCCCCCAGUCCCAAAAUAUGCAAGCAAAUCCGUCACAGAUGAUGUUCCCGACUCUUCCACGAUGCCCACCGAACCCCAGAGCACUAGAUCGCCAUCACCAGGACGAUACCUCCGCACUCCUCCACCCCUCGAGCCCAGAAAAGCCAUCGAACCUACUGAUACAAAGUUCAUCAAGCCAAAAGAUUCUGAUUCUGAUCUCGCAGAUCACAUCUUGAACUCCGUCGCCGCAGCAUCACCCUCACCCAAGAAACCCCGUCACACUCUAUCACUGGCCGAACGUACCCGUCUCUCAAUGUCUCGCGCAUCACACUCCCAAUACUCAGACCUUCACGACGACAUGGACAUCCCCGACAUAUCCCGUCUAUCAAUCAAACCCCGACAGUCGACAGCGCCUAUUUCAAAGACUUCCAGCUCCGAAUCCGAAGGUUUGCAUGCUGACUUGAUCGAACGCACGCGUAAAAGCAUGGCCGGUUUUGAGGCAGCACAGAAGAAAGCCCAGCUCGAGCGAAGAAAGAGUGCCAAGGAUGCAAAAAAGAAGCAGCGGGAGUCGAGCUACUUUCCGAAGGUUGAGGAGGAGGUAGUGACACCCGAUAUCAGUGCGAUUGAGUUGCUUGAGGGGGAUCCUGAUUAUGAGAGCGUGUUCAAGAGUCGACCGAAGAUUAAGACGAGUCCGGCGGUUAUGACAACGACCCUGGCUGCGACGUUGGAUUGCCAGAGGGUUGAACCUGAAUUAAUCAGAAAUAAAGUCUUGACACAACAAUUGCUCUUUCUCGUCAUUUGAUCAGUUUGAAGAAUCCGGGGCGUCGAUGCGGUCCAUCGGGCCUGCUUCUUUGGGCCAACUCUAUACGAUGCAUAUAAGGCUAACUC